CUUCGCCUUGAGUUUGAAUCGGGCUGUUGCGGGUGUCUUGCCCCGUGGGCGUGUGUGUGUGUGUGUGUGUGUCUGUCUGUCUGUCUGUCUGUCUGUUUGUGUGUGCGCGCACACACAUACACACACACAAGAGCGUUGCGAGAGCAUCAGGUUUCAACUUUGGACCGAAGCAGCAGCGGUGUGGGGUUUCCGUCCGCGGGACCGGCCAGCCGCGCGGGAACCACGGAAAGAACAGAAGGCAAGAAAGAAAGAAAAGAAAGAAGGAAGGGAGGGAGGAGAAGGAAGAGAAAAGCAAAGGAUCCAUUGGAUCCACCCCAGGGUUAGACCCAUCUUGGGCAAAAGCAAGCAAAGACUGACCAAGAGGAUCCUAGAUUCUUUGCACGGGUUUCGCCAAGGGUUCGCAAGAUCCGGAGCGACGAGGAAGGAGGAACCGCGAAAGACAUCAGCUCGUCUGAAUGCGAAGAAACAGGAAAGAUGGAUCCCUUCAGCACUAAGAACCUGGCUCUCCAAGCUCAGAAGAAGCUGCUGAGCAAGAUGGCUUCCAAGAACAUGGCCAGCAUCUUCAUCGACGACACCAGCAGCGAGAUCCUGGACGAGCUGUACCAGGUCACCAAGGAAUUCACUCACAAUCGCAAAGAAGCCCAGAAGGUCAUCAAGAACCUGAUCAAGAUCGUCGUGAAGUUGGGCCUGUUGUACCGCAACAAGCAGUUCGGCGUGGAAGAGCUGGCCUUGAUGGACCGCUUCCGCAAGAAGGUCCACACCUUGGCCAUGACCGCCGUCAGCUUCUACCAGAUAGACUUCACCUUUGACCGCCGGGUCAUGGCCAACAUGCUCAACGAAUGCCGGGACCUGCUCCACCAAGCCAUCAACACUCACUUGACCGCCAAGUCCCACUCUCGGAUCAACCACGUCUUCAACCAUUUUGCGGACUUCGAGUUCCUCUCGGCCCUCUACGGCUCUUCCGAGCCUUACCAGACCCACCUGCAGCGGAUCUGCGAAGGGCUGAGCCAAAUGCUGGAUGAAGGCAACAUCUGAAAAAAAAAACUCCACUGUUGUCUUGAGGACCCAGCUGUGGGACUCCGUUGCUCUGGAUGUGCUUCUGAUGUAAUUGAGUGGUAUUUUAAGAAUGAGAUGGUGUGGGGUG
Crotalus tigris (Tiger rattlesnake) is the source of this 1144-nucleotide messenger RNA. RefSeq names its product TNF alpha induced protein 8 like 1 (gene TNFAIP8L1). Gene Ontology annotation, cellular component: cytoplasm. Gene Ontology annotation, biological process: regulation of apoptotic process; negative regulation of TOR signaling. The transcript has 2 exons. The record is from RefSeq and is a predicted model, not a curated record. The coding region runs from base 475 to 1035 and encodes 186 amino acids. NCBI's taxonomy places the organism in Eukaryota, Metazoa, Chordata, Lepidosauria, Squamata, Viperidae.